AUGUGGGAUGACUUGUAUGAGAAGAUUGGAGAGGUGCAAGAUACGACAAAUUUGCCCAAGGCGUUGUUCCCAAUCGAAGAGAUUCGGCAAUCCAAGCAGUGGAUGAAGAUCAAGAAGAAUCUCGAAAAGACGUUCUUUCCGGUCGACUCUGCUUCACCCCUCAUCUCGUCUCUUAUCGCCUGCCAGAAAAAAGAGGAACGGAACUCGUAUCCGCCGCUGGUCAAAGUGCUAAACGCAAUCUUGAAUCAUAUCCAAUCGAACACUACCAACGAGAGGGAACUCGGUCCUCUGGCAUCCUCCGCAUUCCGUGUGUACGAUAAAGAGGUUCGAGGAACGAUUGAUAGCAUAUCUGGGAGACUCAAGCCCGAUAUCCUUUGGCUCCUGUUGGACUCUGUUGAAGAUGCGCGGAGACAACGGGGAGAGGCCGCACAGGUACUCAUGAGGAGCUUGUUUUGGGCCCAAAUAUUCAGUACGGGCGAGGUGCAAGAGAGGAACACCCCGCUGCUCCAGCAGAACGCUACCUACAUGCGGGCGCUGAUGUCAAUGGGAAGGUACUAUACCUCCACCUUCGUCUACAACCACAAGCGGUCCACGUUCCGUUUCUGCUUUCACGUCCCAUUUGCGGUGUACCUCACGAAGGAGUUCAAGAUCGACGACAAAGAACAUUUUAUGGAGGUCGCGGAGAUCAUGUACGCCAUGUGCAAGAUGACGCGUUAUCAGCUUGGAUACCACCCAUUCCUCGAAUUGAUCGACUAUAAGAAACAGCGGGUUGCGCUGCCGCUGUCAGACCGCGGGUUGAAAUGGGCCUCAAUGAUCCAGCUCUGUCGCCGCGUUGGAGCUGUGGGCCGUCAGACUCUGGCCGGUCGGUUGUCCAUGAUAGACGACGACGACGACAAACUUGCCUCUAAAGUGCAGAAUCUCGCAUUGAAGGAUGCAAUACUCCUGCAACCGCAGCAAGAUAUCGUCACCUUCCGUCGAGGCUUUCUACGCAAAGAUGGCGGCCCUGUCGGUCAUCCAAAAGUUCAAUCAUCUGGGGCUAGGAGAUCACUGCGCAAACCUCAACCGCGCGCUCUCGUCAAAACGGUCAAGUCCGAACCCAUUCUCCUGGAUUUCGGGAAGAAGCUCCCUGCUAAGCAGCUGCUCAAGUUGGAACGAACGAUCUUGCCCUCUUUCUCAUCACGGAGUGCAGACGCGUUCGUCGGGAACAUUCUCGGCAACCGAAAUGAAGAUGUUUUGACGACCUGGUUAACGGGCUUUGGCAGUGUUGACAAAUGGGAUGGAGUCUUCCGACGAUCCUAUCCCAGUGUUAAACAUGUCGAUACUGAGAUCCAAGCUUUGGACGCUGCGAGAGGAAUGCACGGCCAUGCUGAAUACUACGUCUCUGUGCAGCUAGAUCACUACUACCAGGACUGGUUCAAGACACCGCUCCAUCGUUGCGGUGAUAUUAACUCUCCAGAUGUUUACGAUGCCGCCAAGUCGGGGCUGCUAGACCUAGAGCAGCGCACGGAACUGGCAGUGUACACUCCGACCGUUGGAGGACCUCUCGAAGAAUGUGAAUCGCCACGGAUACUUGUCCGAUGCCUGCUGGAUUGUUUAAUUGGCCUCGCAAAUUGGUUUCUCAACAUCGAGACGUCUCUACGGGGAACCUGCUCCGACGAUCAGUAA
This is a messenger RNA of Cyclocybe aegerita, 1665 nucleotides long. Lineage: Eukaryota; Fungi; Basidiomycota; Agaricomycetes; Agaricales; Hemipholiotaceae. The record is from the annotation of a GenBank genome assembly.